AUGACCAGUGGAAAAAGGACAAACAUUUUUCCCUCUUCUCUGGUUGACCCAGCCGAUCAAUUCUUAACUUACUUUAAUGAUAAGAUUCGCAAUCUUCACAGUAAAUUAUGCGAAACUCCUGUCUUAGAACCAAAUAUUUAUCUCCGUCCAUGCACAUGCAGCUCAAGUUUUUCAUCUUUCUUGCCUGUAACAGAGACCUACAUUAAGCAGAUUGUUUUGAAAUCUCCUACAAAGUUUUGUGAAUUAGAUCCAAUCCAUACUGUGGUUCUGAAACAAUGUCUUCAUGUGGUCUUAACACCUAUUACGAAUAUUGUUAAUUUAUCUUUGGGCGGUGGUUCCAUGCCAGAUGCUUUGAAAGUUUCCCAACUUGCACCUGUCCUAAAGAAAAUAUCGAUGGAUCCUGAAGAUAUGAGUAGUUUUCGUCCAAUCUCAAAUUUACAGUUUAUCUCGAAGACGAUCGAACGAGUCGCAUCUCCCCAACUUAUCGAUUAUCUAAUGGAAAAUAAAAUAUAUCCAAAUCUCCAAUCUGCGUUCAGAAAGGGAUAUAGUACUGAAACAGCUUUUUUACGUGUUCAAAACGAUCUCUUAGAGGCACUUGAUUCUGGCCAUCAAGCUCUUCUAGUAAUGCUCGAUUUUUCUGCAGCUUUCGAUACAAUUGACCAUCAAAUUCUACUUGGCCGUCUGAAAUCUCGCUUUGGAAUUUGUGGUACAGCUCUAUCCUGGUUUCGGUCAUAUCUCACAUCUCGAACUCAGUAUGUAAAAGUAAACGGUAAAACUUCGGCAUCAACUCCGCUAUUACAAGGUGUGCCUCAGGGAUCGGUUCUCGGACCAUUGCUUUUUUCUCUUUACGUUUCUCCACUAGAAGAUAUUUUUACUGCCCAUGACAUUGAUGCUAUGAUCUAUGCUGAUGAUACUCAACUUUACAUUAUUCACGAUUCUGACACUGCCAUUCAGCGUCUUGAACAUUGUCUUCAUGAUAUUCAGGCUUGGUGCCUUCAAAACAAACUGGUUUUAAACGAUGGAAAAACUGAAGCUAUUUAUCUACAUUCUGCAUAUGCUAAAUCAUAUCCAGCUCCUCCCAGCGUCUAUAUUGGUGAUAGCUUAAUCAAGAUCAAAACUGAGGUCCGUGACCUUGGCGCCAUUGUGGACGAAAAUCUCUCUCUGAAGAGUCAUGUAAAUUCAAUCUGUAAAACAGCUUACAUUGCUUUGAGGAACAUUGGCAGUAUACGGAAGUAUCUUGACCAAUCGACUGCGGAGCGGUUGGUUCAUGCUUUUGUCACAUCUCGUCUUGAUUAUUGCAACAGUCUCCUCUAUGGGCUUCCACAACGUGAGAUUGAGAAACUACAACAUGUACAAAACACAGCCGCUAGAAUUGUGUCAAGGUCAAAUAAAAGAGAGCAUAUUACUCCCAUUUUGAAAGAACUUCAUUGGCUUCCUAUACAAAGCCGUAUCCAAUUUAAACUUGGGUUAAUAGUAUUUAAAGCUUUAAAUAAUUUGGCUUCAUCCUAUCUUCAAAACCUUCUGAAAAUACAUCAGCCUUCGCGGUGUUUAAGAUCUGCUUCUAAAAAUUUGCUUCAAGAACCAAGGACAAUCACGAAAACAUAUGGCGAUAGAACAUUUAGGAAGGCUGGAUCGGCGUUUUGGAAUAGCCUGCCUGAUGAAUUGAGACUAGAGACAUCUGUUGAUAUUUUUAAAAAUAAACUUAAAACUCUUCUUUUUAACCAAGCUUACAGUUAGUUCUUAGUAUUCGCAAAUUUUUAACUAUAUAAUCUAAUAUAUACUGUAUUAAUAAGUAAUACCAUUGUAAUGAGCAUUGAGAAAUUUUUGUAAAUGCGCACUGAAGAAUUAAAUUAUUAUUAUUAUUAUAUGAUAUGAAAAUUCGCAUGGAGUUCAAGACAAAUAAACUCGACGAAUAAUGAGAAUAACUUCGUGUUUAUCAAAGUACUGCAAUUGUUUCGACGUUUAUCUCCCAAUCAAGGACGAAAUAGGCUGUUUUAUAUACUUACAGAAAAAGGAAAAUCACGUCCCCCUGGGCCUUAAGUUAACUGACUGUACGAAAUGAUGGAGCCGCUUAGUUUUUUUAUGAACGUUGAGCGUUGUCUGAGUAUUGCUAUUGCUCUUUUUGUUAUUUCCAUGCACAAGCUACGUGAACAGAUAUAUUAUUAAUAUUCAAUCUGUUUAUGUUAAUUUGAUUUUUGUUUUCGUAUAUUUGAUCUGACAUUUGAGUAGUGAAUAUGCAAAAUUGAUGAAAUUAGAUGAAUAGUAUUGUCAAGCCUGCUGUUACCUUUUUCAAAACAUCUGCAUGCUAAGAAAGAGAUUUCAAUUUCAUAAUGGCAGUGGCACAACUGUAUACAGCAAAGUAAAUCAACUUUAAAUGGGAUAAAAUAUUUGAACUGAAGCGCCUUUUGUUGCUGGAUAUGGAUCGUAUCUUUACAACAAAAAGGUAAAUGAAAAAUAUCACAUAUCUUUCAUAGUGUGCUGAGAGCGCAUGGACGUCCAUACAUGAAACAUAGUUGUCGUUUGUGUUUAGUGAUUUUUCACUUGACAAGUCGGCCUUAAAAAGAAAACUUGCUCUAGAGAAACUAGGCUAUACGUUUGCAAAUUCGUCAACUGAGAGAGGUUAGUGAACUUGCUGGUCUAGUAGGAAGACAUGGCAAAAAACAGAAUAAUAUUUUACACUUACAUAUAUAGCGGUUAUAACUACAGAAUCACAGAAAAUAUGAUUUACCGCUAUUAAAAUUAAGCAAACAGGACAGAAAUGUAACGACGACAUCUAAAAUGGAACAAAUAAAAAUCCUACGGGAGUUUUAAACCUCGUCCUAGCUCUCCUACAUUUCAAGCAGCGACAUUUUUAUCAAAUCGGAUCCGGCUAGACUCUUCUGCAACAAUAAGCCCAUAACGUGUCUUGAUCCUAACUUUAAACUGUAUUAAUUUUAUACGUUGGAUAUAAACGACAGGGUUUUUUACUAGCACUAUAGUUGAACGAGUUAGGUUGGCAUCAGGGCGAAGGGAGAGAGGGCGUAGAAACGGCCAUACAUCGAGCGGACCCAUCCGUGAUGCGGGCUUCGCCGGGGCAAUUUUCCCUUUCGUAAACGGUCUUUGCCAUCCCAUACGGUCUUUGCCAUCCCUGCUCGAGUUGCAUCUCGGGAGCUCGCGAGUUCUCGCCACGCGCUACGAGCGCGUUUGCAUUAUUACGUGUGUUCGUGAAAAUUCUUAUAUAAAUUUUAUUUUUGAGUGAAAAAUAUAAAUGGCGGCAAGCAUAAACUUAGAGGGCUUUGAUGAUUUACUAGAGAACGCGUUAAAGAAAGUCGAUCACCGUUUCCAUUGUGAGAAACAGACACAAGAAGAAAAGCAGAAAUUUGAGAGUGCUGUUUUGGAAAAGCUUCCCGAGGAUUACCUUUACGAAGUCAAUGAAUGUUUAGGUACUGAAUCACAGUUUAAGUUGAAGGUAACUACAGAUAAUCUUUCGUCGGAUGAUUUAAAAGGAUGGCUUGCCGAAUUUCAAGCCCUCAACAAUGUAACUCUCAAAGUUAGAGCAAAGAAGAGAGAAACGAAGGGUUAUUCGACCCAGCAUUACUAUAGAUGCCAACAAGACACCAGACGCUGGAGUCCAAGUAAGGACCCCCAGCGGAAGCUGAAAUUGAAUCCAGCUGCCAGAGUGAAAAAUACUAACUGCCCAUUUCACAUGGCUGUAAAGAUAGAUGCACAAAACAACUGCGUUAUUGAUAUUGAAUGGGAGCACAACCAUUCACUAUGUACUUUGGAGUCAUCAAAUUUUAAGGAAUUGUCUACAGCAAGCAUCGAAGAAAUUAAGGAGCUGUAUGAAGCAGGUGAAACCCCAUCUACUGCACGCCAGAUAUUCCUGAAGAAAUUCCGGUCUAGCUGCUCGAACGACCUGGACUAUCAUGUGAAGAAAGCAGAUCGCUCCAUGGUACCAAGGAGACGGGACUUUUGCUACAUGUAUCAGCAGUAUGGCAAGGAGAGAUUUGGUGGAAAGAAUGGUGAAAUGCUGGAUAAACUAUCUGCCAAGUUGGAUGAGUUCCACGAAGCUAACCCUGAUGCCUCAGUGGAAUAUCAACAGUAUGGUGGUGAUAAUACUCCAUUGAUAAUAGCCAUAGUGACGCCAUUGAUGAAACGCAUACAUAAGUGUGUUCCACAAAGUGGAGAACUCAUCUUUGUGGAUUCAACAUCAAACACUGAGGAGCAUAAUCUUAAGGUGUUCCUUCUUUGCGCUGCUAAUGUUGCAGGUGCACUUCCUUGUGGCUUACUGAUAACCAGUGAUGAGAAAGAAAGCACAUUGAAACAUGGUAUGUAAUAUAUACAGACCCAAAACCUAAUUUGUUUCCCCCACUUCACUCUGCCUUAAAUGCCAGAAUUAGCUUUAGGCGUAAAAAAAAAUACCUGUGGUUCCGGUUUUAUAUCGCCAAAAAAUUAGGGUCGGUAGGUUGGAAAUAAUUUUUUUUGAAUAAUUUUUUCAUGUUUUGUUCAACAAUUAUAGUGUGACAACAGAUGCCAUUGGGCCAUUCCAUUUAAUGUAGCCCCCCCCCCCCUCCAUCCCUGAUAAUUGUUAAAUUUGUUUAUAAUAUAUGCUUGUAAAACACAAAGUUUAUAUCACUAGUGUUAAUAACAGUUAUCAACUAAUCUUGGUGAUUAUCCUACAGAGAAAAAGUAAACCCCACUCUGUAUAAAUAGGGGGGUGGGGGUGGCAGUGAUAUUUGUCAAAAAAUGCAAAAUUAUAAUGUUUAUUUCACCUAUUUAUUCAAAUAUUAAUACAAUUUAUAUAAUAAUUUUUGCAAAGUUGUGUACAGAUACUUAUGUAACUUCAACAAAGUGUCACAUACAAAGUCGAUAUUUCAAGUGAAGUCACAUUCAUUCUUCGGUUCGAUCUCGGAAUGUCUUCAGUAUAUGACACUUUGUUGAGGUUAUAUGUAGUACACAACAUUGCAAAUCUCAAUAUUUAAAAUUUUUUUUAUUGUAUUAAUAAUUUGAUAUUUGUACAUUGUAAUGUACAGCUAUUGCUCUUCAACUCCCAGUUUGUAUAAAAAGGUAAAAAAUAUUAGCAAGUUGUGAUACCGUAAACCUCAGAAUAUAAGCCCCCCUCCCGAAUGUAAGCCGCCUGUGUAUAAGCCCACCACAUGUACUAACGCCAUGUAUAAGCCCCCCCCCCUAUAUUAUCCCCCUUGUAUAAGCCCAUCAAAAAUUACGAAAGAAUAUAAGCCUAGGGCUUAUAGUUGGAGGUUUACGGUAAUGUAUACUGUAAUUUGAUGUGAUACUUAUUCGAUCAAGGUAUCACAUUUGAUAGAUACUGUAUAUCUACAUGAUAUAUGUAUUUUACUUGAUCAAGUACUGAUGGAAACUAUAUUGUUGUACAUAAUUAUUGUAUGCUCACUUAAAAUGUUUUCUUUCAAGGUUUUUCCAUGUUAAAGCAAUGCUUACCAGAAGAUGCAUUUUAUGCUAAUGGUCCUGAGCAUGGUCCUGCUGUCAUUCUCACUGACAACUGCCAGGAAGAAAGAAGUGCUUUAAAGUCAGUUUGGUCAUCCACAAACAUGCUUUUGUGCACCUUUCACAUUCUGCAGCAAGUAUGGCGGUGGCUUUUGGAUAAGAAUCAUGCUAUCAGUCAAAUGGACAGACCACCUAUUAUGAGUCUUUUUAAAAGGGCUGUAUUAGCAGAUACCGAAGAAUUAUUUGAGGAAUAUUACAAUGAACUCCUUGACGAGAUAGAGCCAUAUGAGAAUGCUUCUCUAUACUUUGAGGAACUAUAUUCUGACAGAGAAGCAUUUGCACAUUGUUAUCGUUCCAGUCUUCGCAUACGAGGCAAUCACACCAACAAUUUUGUUGAAGCACAAUUUCUUGUUCUGAAAGAUAUUAUUCUUAAAAGGACAAAAGAGUACAACAUUGUGGCUCUGCGUCCUACAUUAAAGACAAUAGAUAAUGAGCUGAAAUGCCUCAUUAUCUAUUGUUUUUAAUAUAUUCGGCACAUGUGAAGUACGGCGUAUGAAACGGGCCUUAGUGACAGAUCUUGGGAUUGGUGUACUACAAAACUAUAUUGACUGAAGUUUUGGAAAAAUUUAGCCAACUUUUGAAGGAUUUUAUUAGGUCCAGUUCACAUGAGACUGGAACGAAGUCAAUUAACCGGGACCAUUUCGUUUUGGUCAUUUUAAUAUAUUAUAUAUAAUAGACAUGUUUACAUGAGGUCUCAAGUCAUUCCGCCUGCUGGACCAAGCCGACUGACUCAGACCAGUAUGAAUUCGGACUGGAAUGAAUGUUGACAUUGGAACAAGUGAACAACACAUGCUAACAAAAGUCAUCUAAAAAAGAAAAUUGCCUGGCAAGGGGAAUAAAUUGAAAAUUUUGUGAUUUUCAUACUGGUCUCAUGUAAACAUGUAAACAUGUUGACAUGCAAUUUCAAUUUUCAUUCCAGGUUGUGAUUCAGUAUCAUGGGAUGAGGUUAGGGGCCUGUUUAUAUGAUCCCGGCCAGGCGGGACGGGAUGCUUACCGAAAUCCCGCUCAUAAUACAAAUGCUAAAGAGUGUUUAUAUGAUCCCGCCACUUAUCCCGCCUAGACUGGAUUUCGGCAACAGAUGCCGGGAUCCUGCCUAAGCGAGAUGAAAAAUUCCCAUAUAAAAACACUUCAUCCCGCCUAGCCGGGAUGAAAAAUUCCCAUAUAAACACUUCAUCCCGGUUAAGGCGGAAUGAAUUGUUCCCUUUUGGGCAUGCGUAAAUGCCUUUAUUGCAACAAAAAUAUUACGUCAAGCACCGAAUGGUUUCAUCCCGGAAAUGUAUUUUGUCCAUAUAAACACUAGGCGAGUAUCCUGUCUUGGCGGGAUGAAAACGUCCCGUCCCAUCUAGGCGGGAUCAUAUAAACAGGCCCUAAGGAAUUGAAAGAUUUUAUAAGCGAGCAAUGCUUAAAAGCAAGAUAUAAACAAUGAAAGAAAUGGCACUAACAGAGCCACAACUUCUCCAGAAGUGUAAAAUUCCAUGAUACUGAAUCACAGUUUGCAAGUUAAUCCUUCAAAAUUUAGUUAAAUGUUUCCAAAACUUCAGUCAAUAUAGUUUUGUAGUACACCCAUCUUAUUAAGGGUUCCUUUCAGCUUUCACCUUGCCAAGACCUGUCACUAAAUUAUGGGUUGCCUGAAUAGAUAUAAUUCCUCAAAUCAUGAUUUUUGAAGUUAAUUUGAUAGAUAUUUUUAAUUGCAUGGAUUAUUGGGUCACAUUUUUCUGCUAUUUAGCCUUAAUAUUGUAGACUUUUUUUAGGAAAGGAAUUGCAAACAAGCGCAUACAAUGGCAAUUCUUCUUCAACUUUUAAUGGGCAACAAUUUCUAAAUAGCAAGGAAGCUGAAUGACUGUAUGGGUAUGGACUAUGGAUAGCUCUUUCAUGGGCUCUGCUCAGUUUGUAUGUUGUAACUUAUGUCGAGCCAUUGCAAGUGAAUUUAACAAAGCCAGCGAACAAAACUGACAAAAAUAUACACGAUUUAGUUGCACAUUUCAGCUUGGAGUUUGGUACUAUUUCAACUGUCAAUUCGACCUCGAACUUUGAAAGGUUCAAAACCUAUCUGUCUCAUGUUUGCUCACUCUAUAAUUUUGUAUACGCAAAGGUUUUCAUCAUAACUUAAUAACAAAUUAUAAUUUAGGUUUUGGAAAUCAUUGGUUUUUUAUCAGGAAGCAGUGCGCGCUAACACUCUCGGACAACAUUUCGACUGCCAUUUUUAACCACCAAAUUAAACAGAGUAUAUAAAUAAAAUAACACCCGAAAUAAAGUUUUUUGUUACUUAAAUCUUAUCUUUAAGUUUCUUAUAGUAGCUGAAAGUAACAAAAACAUAUAAAGUUUACACAAGUAAUAUCUUAUAAAGCAAUAGUUUCAGCAUACCUUCUGAUGGGUCAUAUACGCGUAGCCAUAUUUGUUUACAAUUAGAACGUCUUGCCCCCGCGAAGCCCGCAUCACGGAUGGGUCGCUCGAUGUAUGGCCGUUUCUACGCCCUCUCUCCCUUCGCCCUGGUUGGCAUCGUCGUCGCAUUGUACUCUUAAUUUCUUCACUCAAUCACUCUUAAUCAUGCAACUGUUACGAUUUACUACAGAAUGGCGUCAUUUUGUAAAAUAUGGUCUAGUGCAAAACGGAACGUAUUUGGUAAUUAUACACGUCAUCAUGCAUCAGCCUUCCCUAUAGUCUUUACAGUGGAAUAGUUAACCUGCACCGAGAACGAACGAAUAUGCAAGUAUUUCUAAAAGGAAGAAAGCUUGGUUAACCAGCAACACUAUCAUGUAUAACGUUUAUCGUAACAAAGUUAGAAAACUAUGUAAACUGCUCGUCAGUCCUACUACGAUAAGAAAAUCCUUAAUACCAGUGAAUCUAACUCCCCAAAAAAAUGGUACGAUAACAUCAAGUCUAUUUCUGGUCUAUCUAAAUCGGAACCUUUUUCGAGCAUCUUCCAUGAUGGUGAGUUCAAAAGAGGUCCUGAGCUUGCUGAACUAAUUGCUGAAUCUUUCUGUGCUGUUUCAAACGAAUUGGCCCCACUCUGCUUCAAUAAACUUCACAUUACAUCUGUUCCUGAUGAGUACAUAAUAUCAACCCAACAAGUUGAAAUCGAAUUGGAAAAGAUCAGUCUUCAGAAAGCAAUUGGCCCCGACGAUAUCCCCAACUGGGUACUGAAAUCAGCUGCACCGUUGCUCGCUGGUCCAAUAUGUUCCAUCUUCAAUGCCAGCAUUGCACAAGGUUGCAUCCCGACACUCUGGAAAUCAGCAGACGUUAUCCCAGCGCCAAAAAUAUCUAAUCCCAAAUCAGUUGAUAGUGACCUAAGACAUAUUUCUCUCACACCGGUGCUGAGUAAAUUAUUGGAAAGCUUUGUUUUUCGGUGGCUCUUUGGUUAUAUUAAACCAUCAAUCGACCCCCUCCAGUUCGGAAAUAUGAAAAAUUGCUCCACCACACACGCUCUUAUCCACAUGAUCCAUAACUGGCUAGCCGAAUUAGAAAACCCUGGUUCAACUAUCAGAUGUUGUAUGAUUGACUUUUCGAAAGCCUUUGAUCGCAUCGAUCACAAUAUUUUACUUCAUAAAUUACAACAACUCAACAUCCCUCCUAUCUUGUUGAAUUGGUGCGCUGAGUUCCUGCAUGACCGAUAUUUACGUGUCAAGCUUGGCCAGAAUAAAUCAACAUGGCGACAAAUAAAUGCAGGGGUUCCACAAGGUACAAAGCUUGGACCCCUCUUCUUCCUUGUGAUGAUAAAUGACUUGCAAACCAACACUCCAAUGUACAAAUAUGUCGAUGACUGCUCCACAUACGAAAUCGUUUCAAGAUCGUCCCCUACUUCAUCGCUUCAAGCUAAUAUAAACACUAUAAAUGACUGGACCAAUCACAACAACAUGCGGCUUAAUGUAUCUAAAACCAAAGAACUGCGUAUAUCCUUUCUUAGAGUCCCUAUGGUAUUCGAUGCCCUCUCGUCACCUGGUUUAAACAUAGAAAUCGUCCAGACCUUCAAACUUCUGGGAGUGAUAAUAUCAUCGGAUCUUACCUGGAAUGCGCACAUUGAUUACAUCUGCACCAAAGCAAGUAAACGUCUUUAUGCUCUAAGGAUCCUCAAACGAUCUGGUGCCCCAGCCAAUGAUUUAAUAACGGUCUUUUGUGCAUUUAUUCGUCCAGUUUUGGAAUACGCCUCACCUGUAUGGCACUUUUCUCUCCCUCAAUUCCUCGCUGAUCAAAUCGAGAGUAUACAAAAACGUGCAUUGAAAAUCGCUUUCCCCCAGUCCUCCUAUACUACCUCACUAAGAAACACUGGCCUUCUUACACUUUACCAGCGAAGAGAGAAUCAGUGCUUGUCAUUCUAUACGAAUAUCCAUCAACACUCAGACGAUAAGUUGAGAACGCUACUUCCCAGUGCUAUAUCUCACAAAUUCAGUCUAAGAAAUAAACGCACUUAUCCUAUGUAUAAGUGCAAAACUGAACGAUAUAAGAACAGUUUUAUCCCAAAGUGCGUUAGAAACUGGGACCGACCAUAGACAUAACAAAAUAUUUUAUAGUACAUAUCAUUAAUAUAGUUUAUAUUAUAGUAGUUUUAAAUUGAACUUUUUGCAAAUUUAAAAAUUUUAAUACUAUCUAUGUAACAUCAAGUUUUAUAAAUUUUUAUUAAUUUACAAUGUGGUAAUUAUUAAAAUCAAUCAAUCAAUCAAUUUCAUUGAAAUCGCUAAAGCUGAUUGGUUUGCAUAUUUAAUCAUGUACUGCAGGAAUAGACCAAAGAGUUAACAUGCACAACUUAGACCUGGAUCAAGUCCGUCUCUUUAGGGUCCGAGGGAGAGCGCGAGGUGCAAUAACGCGGGAAAGUUUGAGAGAGAAGACGAACUUGGCUCACCUGCAAGCGCGCCAAAUUUACCGACCCGUUUUUCCGUCGGUAACGCGUCAUGACAUAACUAGAUUGCAAUAAUUUAUGCUAAUUGCAAUAAAGCGGAAAUAACACAAAGUAUCUUGUUGCAAAAUAUAUAGAUUGCUUGUCUCUCUUCGUGUCUGGUUUAGUUUAUACUUAAUUAAUGAUGAAUACGUUUUAAGAAGGUUAUUGAUAUGAUUAUACUAUAUAAAACUGUCACGGCAAACUUCAUGAUAACACGAAAUAUUGAUACAGUCAGGGAUAUAUAUUUUGUUCAGGACAAAUUUUGUGUCAUAUAGUCAUAAUAAUUAACUACAAUAGUCUAUAGAUACGAUAAAAAGUGUAUCUUUAAAUAUAAGGCUUAUAGCUAUAUAUUAAAGGCGUAUUUUGUAUUAAAGUGGAAGUCAAGUCCGUAAUGUAAACACACUGAUUUGUUUACAUUUUGAACUGCUGUAUUUUUUAAAAUAUGAUGCACUGUCUGAAUAUCUAACACCAUUUUGGUUCGCUAUGCUUCUAAAUGAAUAUGAAAUAGAGCUUAAGUUCAGAAAAAAAAUUCGAAACAUUCGAAGUUUGGGCAAUGUUUACAUGAGAGGGUCCUCACAUUGUUAUGAGCAGAAUCGAUGCGCAGAACGGACUAUAACAUUAAAAUAUUUGACCAAUUUAACAUUAAAAUAUUUGAUAAUUCGCUAAUCACACAAAGUGACAAAUCUGUUCGACUGAGGCAGUUUAGGGUCUCAGAAUCGGUUACAAUGUCAAUUAUAAUAAAUAGAUGUUGAUUGUUGAUAUAUUGCCUUAAGUUAACUUUAUUUUGCAGUGACCUUUAUAUUUUAAUAUUUUCAAUGCAAGACUAUUUUGUUUCGAUCGCGACGGGUAUUUUAACGUUUUGCCCUUACAUGCACUUGUGGAUUUCCGUAUUUGUAACAAAACCGCUAAAUUAAUAACACCUGUCUAUUACUAUAAUUCCCACCAAAAUAAUAAAUCUGAUUCGAAACACUGCAGGUGAGCCAAGUCCGCCUCUCCCUUCUUUCUUGCAAAAGACGUUCUAGAACUUUGUUUAUUAUGCACAGUAGGGAGAUAGGACUGUAGUUGAUGGCUGGUUCAAGGGAAUCCUUUUUUUGCACUGAAGUAAUAUUGGCCAUUUUCCAUUCCGACGGUAAACGAGCUGUUUCUAAAGAUCGGUUGAAGAGGGAGCAGAGGCUUGGCGCGAUUUCAUUGCUACAAGUUUCAAGGAGACGAGCAGGGAUUUCAUCAGGCCCACUUGCUUUCGUGAUGUCCAGAGCGUUGAGAUAAUUUGUAACGUCUUCAACUGUUACAGUGAGUUCGGAUAACAAUAUUUCGGGUGGAAGAUAAUCUAGUAAAUUCGUAUUGUCGAUGUCUUGUUGCGAAGUGGGACGACGAAAUACAGAAGAGAAAUAUGAAUUGAACAGUUCUGCCUUACCAGCUGGUGUAGUUGUUGUUUUGCCAUUAUGUGUUAUUUUCGAAGUUGACUUCCCAUGAUGGUGUAAGAUAGCCUUGUGGUAACUCCAGAAACAAUUUGGGUUGUCCUUGAAAGAACCUUCGAUUUUAUUGAGACUGGUACUCACGGUGUUUUGCCCUUAUCAAAUAUUUCACUUUUUGACUUAGUUCGCGCAGGUUUUGUUUGCGGAUAUCAGAUCUGUCCUUCCGAAAUUUUCUCAAAGCAUCAUAUUUUUUUCUUAUGAAAUGGCGAACUUCUCCGUCAAUCCAAGACGGACAUUUUUUGUCUUUAUUUAUUUAUUUAUGACAAUAUUUAAAUAGGAAACUCUCUCACGUAAAGUGAUUUUCAGAGAGGUCCUAUAUUUAAAAAUAUACAUAUAUAAAUAUGAGUCAUAAAAACCAAAUCCAUUACAUUACAAUAAGGUUAACGUUAAAAAUCAGUAAAAGUAUGCCUAGUGUUUAAAUUACAAGUAAGACUAAGAGCUGUGAGCUAUCUAUAACAAUAAAAAUAGUAACUAAAUAGAAUUCAAAGAGUAUGUAUACGUCAGCAUGCUAUGAGUGUUAUAAUUCAGCACUAGUGAGUUUUAAAAUAGUUCAUUUUGAACUUAGCAAUUGAGUCUGAAUGUCUAGUCUCUUCGUCAAGAGUGUUCCAAUCGUUUACUGCAUGGUACUCGAGCCUUUGUUUGCCCCAAUUUCGUUUAACUUUAGGCAAGCAUAAAUUGUUCUUAUUUCUAGUGUUAUAGGAAUGAAGUUCGCUUAGCGAUUUCAAGAUUAGCUUAGACAUAGAUAGCCCAUUCAAACAUUUAAAAAUGAAUAAACAUCUAUAUGAUAAAAUCGACGUUGGUGAAGCCUGUUCCAUCCCAACUCAUCCAGCGCAGCACUAGGCGAAGAAAGUGGGUGAUAGUCAAGGAUGAUUUUUGCUGCUUUGUUUUGGAGAAUUUGUAAAUUGCCCAUCAGUACGUCAUUGUUCUUAUCACCCCAUACCAGGUCGCCGUAGUCAAACAGAGGUAAAAUAAGACUCUUGUAAAAAAGUAGUUUGCGUAUCGCGGUAGCAGAUGCUUAAUUCUCUUCAGGAGCCCCAGGCGUUUGCUGAUCUUUGAACAGAGUUGGUUAACAUGUUCAGUCCAGGUCAUAUUAGUUGAAAAAGUUAUUCCAAGAUACGAGAAUUCUUCGACUCUUUCUAUAUUACUGCCAGCUACCUUGACUGUGACGGAAUCAAUAUUAGAAAGUUUACGGCUACUCCCAAUGAUCAUGAAUUUGGUCUUUUUUGUAUUCAAAGUUAGUUUAUUCUCAUUAAGCCAAACACAAACAUUACGCAGGUCGGCAUUUAGUUUCUCCUCCAGAUCCUGGGAAGU
Paramuricea clavata is the source of this 13161-nucleotide messenger RNA. The record is from the annotation of a GenBank genome assembly. Lineage: Eukaryota; Metazoa; Cnidaria; Anthozoa; Malacalcyonacea; Plexauridae.